This is a messenger RNA of Abrus precatorius (Indian licorice), 1938 nucleotides long. RefSeq lists its product as uncharacterized. Gene Ontology annotation, molecular function: protein binding. The coding region runs from base 1 to 1938 and encodes 645 amino acids. The record is from RefSeq and is a predicted model, not a curated record. The transcript has 6 exons. Lineage: Eukaryota; Viridiplantae; Streptophyta; Magnoliopsida; Fabales; Fabaceae.
AUGGCUGUGAAUGAUGGCAAACCUGAACUUGUUAAUAUCUUUGUAAGUGCAAUCAUAGAACAUGAAGGAAGGGAAGGAUUGAAGAGUGAUAGUGCAUUAAAAUCAACCAAUGAGAGAGGGGACACACCUUUGCAUCUUGCUGCCUCAAGAGGGUUCAUUGGUAUGUGUAAAUGCAUCAUAGGGGAACAUGGAGAAAGAAAGGAUUUGAUUAAGGUUAUGAACAAUAAGGGUGAGACACCUUUGUUUAGGGCUGUGCUCACUUGCCAAACACAAACCUUUGUGUAUCUUCAUCAUGUUUCCAAAGAUAUUGAAGUUCCACUGACAAACAAUGAUGGUGAUACCAUCCUUCAUGUUGCCAUUUGGAGAGAAUUCUUGGAUUUGGCAGUUAUAAUAACCCAUUGCUAUCCUAAACUUAUUGACACAUAUAACAAAGACAAGGCCACUCCUCUUAAAGUUCUUGCCAGUAGGCCUUCAGCCUUCAAGAGUGGAACCAAUCUCACAGGGUGGAAGCAAAUUCUAUAUUAUUGUCAAAGUAUGCUCGUUGAGCCUCUAGAUGCUGAAAAAGCUAUAAAAUCAUAUAUGGAGAAAAUAGAAAAAUCUGACGACCAUGAUCACCAAGCAUUGGAAAUUGAAACCGAGAAAGCACAAUCUUUAAUUCCACAAAAGUGUACUUUCUCCGUUGGAUUUGUAAAGAGCAUUCUUCAGUUAGCAUUCAAAGGUCUUAGCCUCUCAGGAUUGGGUGUCACUGCAAAGGAAUUUGAAUUUGCGGCGGAUUUGGCUAGCACAAUACAGGGGCCACAGGAAAAUAUCAAAAGGGAAUUUGCAUUAAAAAAUGAGAAAAAAGAGACACUUGUGGGUGUGACAAAAGCUGGGAUAAUUGACAUUGUUAAUGAGCUUCAAACUAAAGUGCCAAGUGCCCAACAUGACACUAGCCCUAACAAGGAUAGCACAGUGCGUGUGGCAUUGAAGAACAUCAAAUACAAAUCAGUUGAAAGUGUUGACAAAUAUGAGACAGCAUUUUUGGCUGCAGCAAAAAAUGGCAUAGUGGAAAUUGUGUUUGCACUUCAAUCUGUAAUACCAAGUGCCAUACAUGAAACUAACUCAAACAAUGAAAAUGUGUUGCUUGUGGCAGUAAAGAAUAGGCAAACCAAUGUUGUUGAGGUGUUGCGGAAGAGUUUAGAUAAGGAACUCUUUGAUAGCCUAAUUUUCGAAGUGGAUAACAGGGAGAACACUUUGUUACACUUGGCAGCUGGUACCACAAGCGGCAGCGAAAGAACUUGGAAAAUUGUUGGUGCUGCCAUGCAAAUGAUGUGGGAUAUCAAAUGGUAUCAGUACAUCAGAGACCUAGUGCCAGAGCAUUUCAUUUUUAGAAACAACAAAGACAAUAAAACUGCAGGAGAUAUCUUCAAGCAAAGACACAAAGAUCUAGUAAAAGAGAGUUCUGACUGGCUAAAGGAUACCUCAAAAUCUUGCUCAGUUGUGGCAGCUCUCAUUGCUGGUGUUUCCUUUGCAACAUCUACCACAGUCCCUGGUGGCACUGACAAAGGUAAACCUCAAUUGGAAGACCAACCUGCGUUUGAUUUAUUUGCUAUUGCUUCACUAAUUGGACUAUUCUUCUCUGUCACUGCACUCAUAAUGUUCCUUGCUAUACUCACUUCUCGAAAACAAGCUGAAGACUUUCGUAAAAGUUUGCCAAUGAAACUUCUUUUUGGCCUAAGUUCUCUCUUUGUGUCCAUUGCUUCAAUGCUUCUUUCAUUUUGUGCUGCACAUUUCUUUGUGCUUAAGGACAAAUACAAGAACGUUUUGUUCCCUAUUUAUGCUGCCACAUGCUUGCCUGUGACUUUCUAUGCAGUAGUGCAAUUUCCUUUGUAUGCUGAUCUGCUUAAAGUUAUUUUCAAGAGGGUGCCACAACCAAGUAACAAGGGCAACCAUUUGUAG